Messenger RNA from Gossypium arboreum, 1506 nucleotides. Its product is annotated as TMV resistance protein N-like. Bases 1 to 1446 code for a protein of 481 amino acids. NCBI's taxonomy places the organism in Eukaryota, Viridiplantae, Streptophyta, Magnoliopsida, Malvales, Malvaceae. Gene Ontology annotation, molecular function: protein binding. The record is from RefSeq and is a predicted model, not a curated record. The transcript has 2 exons.
AUGCAUACAUCUAUCUGUGUAUUUGUAGUUGAUUACUUUACUCUGUAUUUUGUGGAGGUCAUUCACCAUUUGCCCUUGGUUAUCAGGGAACAAAAUAAGACCUGGACUUUGAGUGUUGAUGCCUUCUUGAAGAUGAAAAGGUUAAGAUUGCUCAGAUUCUUCAAUGCCCCAAAUUCUUGUGAUAUUAAAUAUCUUAGCAACGAGUUAAGACUUUUGGAGUGGCAUGGGUAUCCUUUCAAAUUCUUCCCUUCAAGCUUCCAACCAGAAAAGCUUGUUGCACUUCUUCUGCCCUAUAGCUGCAUUCAAAAAUUAUGGAAGCCGGACAUGCUUUUGCAUAAGUUAAAAUUGGUCGACCUCAAAUGCUCUAGAAAUCUUGUGAAAACACCAGAUUUCGGAAUGGUCCCAAACCUUGAAAGUUUGGUUUUGGAAGGUACUGGAAUAGCAGAUUUUCAUCCAAGCAUCAGGCUUCUAAGGAGGCUUAAGCUUUUGAAUUUAAGAAACUGCAAAAGCCUUAGGAGUUUCCCAUCCAAAAUUGGAAGGGAAUCUCUUGAAACAUUAAUUCUUUCAGGUUGUUCAAAUAUAAAAUGGAUUCCAGAGGUUGUGGGAGAAAUGAAGUGUUCGAAAAAGCUUCAUUUAGAUGGGACUGAUAUUAACGAACUUCCCUCUUCAAUUGGACAUCUCAGGAGUCUUGUGUUGUUAAAUCUGAAAGAUUGUUGUAAGCUUGAGAAUCUCCCAAGCAGCAUAGGUGGUUGUGAAUUCCUCACAACUCUCGUUCUCUCUGGUUGCUCUAAGCUUGAAAAUUUGCCAGAGAAUUUGCAGCAAAUAAAAUCUUUGGAGAAACUUGACUUGAGUGGAAUUGCCAUAACAAGACCACCGUCCUUCAUUUUUCAUAUGAAAAAUCUGAAAUUUUUGUCUUUUCGAGGAUGCAAGGGACCACCAUCUAGGGUACGAGCAUAUUGGCCUUUUAUUUCGAGCGCAAAAAAAGGUCCUAGUUGGGACUGUAUGAGUUUGAGGCUACCUGCAAUUUUGUCAGGUUUGAGUACUUUAAAAGAGUUGGAUUUAAUUGAUUGCAACCUUGAUGAGGGGGUUAUUCCUAAUGAUAUUUGCAGCUUGUCCUCGUUGGAAAUUCUACAGCUUAGUGAUAACAAUUUCAUCACCCUACCUGCAACUCUUAGUCGACUUUCCCAGCUUACUGUUCUAACACUUGCUGAUUGUAAAAGGCUUAAGUCAUUGCCUGAGCUUCCAGCAGGCUUAGAAUUAUGGAUAGAUGGUUGUGCUUCAUUGGAAUUAGUUGCACCUUCAACAACAGCUUUCCCUUCAAGGGUUAAUGGGUACAUUUGUGCUGUUAACUGCUUCAAAUUGGCAGAGGAUAACAAUGCAGUAGCAAUGCUGAAGACACGUCUUAAGGUUAGUACCUUUAAUUUUUGCUGUUAUCGCUCCCAUUGAUUUAUGGUACUAGUUUCAGAAAAUGUGUCUCUUGUUUGCUGCUAGUAGCAAAUGCAAGAA